AUGAUUAAGUUCGGAGUUUUCAGACUGGAAGGGAAGGUGACGAUCAUCACCGGCGGUGCAAGCGGGAUUGGAGCUAGUACAGCGCGAAUUUUUCAUGAAAAUGGAGCAAAAGUCAUAAUCGCCGAUAUCCAAGACAAAGUUGGCCAAAAAAUCGCCCACAAACUCGGUGAAGACGUAAGCUAUAUCCACUGUGAUGUGAUGCAGGAAGACGAUGUUGCCAAGCUGGUCGACACCACCGUCCACCGGCAUGGCAAGCUUGACAUUAUGUACAACAAUGCCGGCGUCAUCGACCGUAAGCAUGGCGGUAUAUUUGACGUUACAAAGUUUGACUUGGACAAGGUGGUGGGCGUAAACGUGAUGGAUGCAUUUUGGGGGGCAAAGCACGCAACUAGAGUAAUGAUACCAAAGAAAAACGGGUGCAUUUUGUUCACAAGCAGCGCAACUACCAACGUUGCUGGUCUCUCAACGCACUCAUACGCAUCCUCCAAAUGCGCAGUUCUUGGUUUGGUUAGGAACCUAGCCGUCGUCGAGCUUGGGAAACAUGGUAUUACAGUCAAUUGCGUCGCCCCCUACAUUGUGGCCACUGGGAUUUCAGGGGCUAGAGUCCCAGCGAAAGCUAUUGAGAUCUUGACCACCAGCUGGGCCAAUCUCAAAGGUCGUGUCCUUAAGGCUGAUGACAUAGCCAUGGCCGUGCUUUACUUGGCUAGCGACGAUGCCAACUAUGUCAGUGGUCUCAAUCUUGUGGUCGAUGGAGGCUAUAGCUUCGUCAAUCCUUCCAUGCUUAAUUAA
This is a messenger RNA of Cucumis sativus (cucumber), 789 nucleotides long. RefSeq names its product tropinone reductase-like 1. The record is from RefSeq and is a predicted model, not a curated record. Lineage: Eukaryota; Viridiplantae; Streptophyta; Magnoliopsida; Cucurbitales; Cucurbitaceae.